Molecule: messenger RNA, 1448 nt
Organism: Limulus polyphemus (Atlantic horseshoe crab)
Lineage: Eukaryota; Metazoa; Arthropoda; Merostomata; Xiphosura; Limulidae
Product: cation-transporting ATPase 13A2-like
Exons: 5
Biological process (GO): intracellular calcium ion homeostasis
Cellular component (GO): membrane
Molecular function (GO): ATP hydrolysis activity; ATP binding; P-type transmembrane transporter activity
Source: RefSeq, a predicted model, not a curated record
UUUUGCAUGGAGACUGAAACAUUGUCUGUAAAGAAGAAAAUUGGUAGGAGAAAUCCAUAGAAAACACUGUCCAGAUUUGAGCACAUUGCCUAAAUUGAUAUUAAAUUUAUUCAUACAGAAAAUUCAUUUUCAAAGGAGCUUACACAUGAAAUCUGAUGAAGUACUCUGCAGCUUUACAUAAUAUGACACUUCCGUCAGUGUUAGUAGAGUAGCUUGGAAUGUGGCAUACUCUGCAGCUGUACAUAAUAUGACACUUCCGUCAAUGUUAGUAGAGUAUCUUGGAAUGUGGCAUACUGUGCAGCUGUUCAUAAUAUGACACUUCCAUCAGUGUUAGUAGAGUAGCUUGGAAUGUGGCAUACUCUGCAGCUGUACAUAAUAUGACACUUCCAUCAGUGUUAGUAGAGUAUCUUGGAAUGUGGCAUACUGUGCAGCUGUACAUAAUAUGACACUUCCAUCAGUGUUAGUAGAGUAUCUUGGAAUGUGGCAUACUCUGCAGCUGUACAUAAUAUGACACUUCUGUCAAUGUUAGUAGAGUAGCUUGGAAUGUGGCAUACUGUGCAGCUGUAUAUAAUAUGACACUACCAUCAGUGUUAGUAGCGUAUCUUGGAAUGUGGCAUACUGUGCAGCUGUACAUAAUAUGACACUUCCAUCAGUGUUAGUAGAGUAUCUUGGAAUGUGGCAUACUGUGCAGCUGUACAUAAUAUGACACUUCCAUCAGUGUUAGUAGAGUAUCUUUGAAUGUGGCAUACUGUGCAGCUGUACGUAAUAUGACACUUCCAUCAAUGUUAGUAGAGUAGCUUGGAAUGUGGCAUACUGUGCACCUGUACAUAAUAUGACACUUACGUCAUUGUUAGUAGAGUAGCUUGGAAUGUGGCAUACUCUGCAGCUGUACAUAUAAUGACACUUCCUUCAAUGUUAGCAGAGUAUCUUGGAAUCAAAAGAUAAUCACCUUUGUUUAAUUUUCUUCUUUGUAGAUACAUAGUCAGUAUGUGUGGUGAUGGAGCCAAUGACUGUGGGGCCCUGAAAACUGCUGAUGUUGGAAUCUCAUUGUCUGAGGCAGAAGCAUCAGUGGCUGCCCCUUUCACUUCCAAAAUUUCGAACAUAGAGUGUGUGCCAAUUAUUAUCAGAGAGGGACGUUGUGCCUUAGUGACCUCAUUUUCCAUGUUUAAAUUCAUUGCUCUCUAUAGCCUCAUUCAGUUUAUCUCAGUGCUCAUCGUGUACAGUAAAUAUAGUAUCAUGGCUGAUACUAUGCUUCUGUGCAUUGAUCUGGGAAUCAUCACAACCCUUGCCGUUGUCAUGAGCAACACAGCAGCCUACCACAAGUUAGCAUCCAAGCAACCUCAGGGAAGUAUGGUCAGCUUGACCAAUAUCACAUCACUGAUUUUACAGAUUCUGGUGGUGGGAGGAGUCCAGCUGGGAGCUCUUAAUCUCUUAGAACAUCAGCAAUG